Cercospora beticola is the source of this 2532-nucleotide messenger RNA. RefSeq lists its product as uncharacterized. The record is from RefSeq and is a predicted model, not a curated record. NCBI's taxonomy places the organism in Eukaryota, Fungi, Ascomycota, Dothideomycetes, Mycosphaerellales, Mycosphaerellaceae.
CAGGACGGGGCAGAGGCGGCGGCCGUGGCGCCUACUACCGCGCUCUCUACGGCGGAGGGCGGGGACGCGGCGGUGGCAGUCGAAACGAGAAUCAAGGUUACGACCAUCGCCCGACUCAGCAUUCAUCAUCCCAGGCGCCAGACGACAGGAAUGCUGGCAGCGGUGUGGAGAAAGACUGGCAGCAGCUGCAGAGCGAUUUGCGAAGCAUCGACUCUCAACAGUACGGAGCUUACAAGCGGCUUUAUGGCAAGUACCAGCAUCACGAUCCUGGAUUUGUCUUGAGCUUUGAUCACAUACAAGGCGACGCCUAUGCUUCCCCUUCACGCGUGAGAUCGAUUGUGCCAUGGCGGGCGACAGGAUUUCCAAGCAACUAUCUAGAGUCCGACGUGCGACGCAUCGCCCUGUGCGAUUUCGUGUCAAGAGUCGCUGGCACGAUCAUCCAAAAUCGGCAUCUUAACGACAAUGUGAAAGGCUCAGGCGGAGGCUGGUCCGGGCCUAAAGGCGGAGCGUUCUCGAUAUGUAUGCCUGGACAAGAGAUCCUGCCUCGAACAUCAGCAAUUAUCAACGGUAAUGAGUCCAUUGAGCUUCGAUUCACAGUGUCUUUACCAGCAGCUGGCAGAACUAUCCUAGGCCAGCAAGCGUGGCAGAUACUCGGUGUCAACCUUGUGGACGUUGUAAAGCAAUCGCUGUUGCUGGCGAGCUUGGACGCAAAGAAGCUGGCACAGCAUAUCCUCUCUGCUGAGGUCCAACAAUCACUUCGGCUCCAGCUUCGGGAUCGUGGCCUAGUGUCGUUUAUCGCCAACGGCGCUAUCCUUCCACGUUCGUCUGGCGCCGCACAGACACCCAUGAAAGGUGCUUCUGUGGUGCCGUUCAAGUCUCCCAAGGAGCUCGAAACUACUCUCACAGCCUCCGAUGGUACUGUGUAUCACGGCAUGGGCGUACCUCGAGGAAUAACGCUUUUGACUGGCGGAGGCUUCCAUGGCAAGUCAACAUUGCUUGAGGCAAUCGAAUUAGGCAUCUACAAUCACGUUCCAGGCGAUGGACGCGAGGCUGUAGUCACAGAUGAGUGCAGCGUCAAGAUCAGGGCUGAAGACGGCAGGUCAGUCUGCAAGACAGAUAUUAGCCCUUAUAUUUCUCAGCUGCCAGGCGGUAAAGACACAAGAUUAUUUACCAGUGAGGACGCCUCAGGUUCUACCUCAAUGGCAGCGAAUAUCCAAGAAGCACUUGAAGCAGGCUGCAAGGCUCUGCUUAUUGAUGAAGAUUCUUCUGCGACGAAUCUUCUUGUGCGCGACCGCAGGAUGGAGGCUCUCAUUCGCAACGAACCGAUAACACCAUUGAUCAGCAAGGCACGAGCCUUGUAUGACCAGUACGGCGUAUCGACAAUCAUUGUGAUAGGCGGGCUGGGAGACUGGCUGUCAGUGGCAGACAAUAUCAUUGCGAUGGAUGCAUAUCUGCCAUCCUGCAUCAAUGUGCAAGUACAGGACGUGCUCCGCGAAUACCCUACUGCCGUGACCGAAGACACUACCUACGGAUCUAUUCCCAAGCGUGCUUUCCGAAUCGAUCUUGAAGGCCUGCGCUCUCCCUACGCCUCACGCAAAAGGUUCAUCACCAUGAACUCACAGAGCAAGGAUGCUGUAGACGAUCCUUCUCGCGCUGAAAAUGGAAUCGACCUGAGUGGCCUAGACCAAAUUGUCGAGAUUGGGCAGUCGCGGCUGGUUGCCACCAUCCUGCAGCAAAGCGCACAACUGACCAAGGGUGAGGCGCUGACCAUAGCAGCUCUGCUCGACAGACUUGAAACGAGAACCGGUAUCGACGCGCCAAUAUCGGCCGCGCUCGUUGGUGGCGACCAAGUGGCUGUUCGUCGGUUCGAGGUUGCAGCAGCUCUCUCUAGGCUCCGCGGAUUGGCAUUGCGAGUCGAUCGAGCUCCCUGAGCAACGCACGUGAAACGUCAAACAUCUUCGGUCAGUGUCCAACACUCUUGCAGAAGAGUGAGCCUCACUUGUUCUGAGCCUUCAUGUGCAUGGGAUCAGUGAUCUGCAGCCUCCAUCUAUGAAAAGCACGGACUGGAGGCAGCGGCACAAGCGAGAGCAGAACGCGCAAUAUGACACCUCAACGAUCAGCCGUUGGUGACCGCUUGUCAAGCAUUUCAGCAACCUAGCCAAGACACGUGCUCGAAGCAUUCCAACAACACUGGACCCGAACAUUGGCAAACACGGGAGAUCGGCUCAGCUUGCGCAUUGCGUGCGACAAACAUUGGCGCCUUGCAGCACUUUUCAAACAUGUCGUUCUCCAACAAAUCAGUCACUGAUAGGGCUAUGUAGUCAUUCUUCCCGCCGCGAAGUACACUCAUGUGUGGGGAUAUACUGAUAUGAUUAUGGGGCAUAGGGCAAUUGCCAAGUCUAGACUGCAGCCAAUGACGCAUCAGUGUCAUUCCAGUCGACACUCAUUGGUUGAGCCAAGACCCGUCAACUCAAUGGCUUUCACCAGCCAAGUCGGGUAGGAAAAACUUUUGUUUGCCUCUUGCGGCGCUCU